UGUCGCGACAUCAACCUGCGCAUAUGUCGCGACAGAGCGAACGCAGUCGCUUUGUAGCUUUUGUGUAGCUUUGUUUUUACAACAAACUGGGUCACUGUCGUCCACUUUUGCGAGGCUAAACAGCAGCUAGCGCGUUAGCUUGUAUUUACAAGAAUAAAUCCAAUAAGUAAGUUAGUGUCGCGACAAAACAACAUUCACAGUGUACUCAAAAGUGAUGUAGCCCGCUGUUAGAGGUCACAGGUGGUAGUUGUGGUUAAUGUAAUAUGCAGAGCAUGAGUGGACGGGACCAUUUUUCUUCAUCCAGGCCGCGGAUCCCCAGCUCGGUCUGAUGAAGGCGUGGAGGGACGGCGACUGCGAUGGAGGAGGGGAGGAAUGGGCCGAGGAGGUCGAGCUCACAAAGCAAGCUGUGGAGGCCGUAAACCAGCUCCGACCCAGGCCAAGGUUCGUGGUGCUCUGUGGCGACCUGGUCCAUGCCAUGCCAGACACUCCAUUCAGAGAAGGCCAGGAGCGAGACCUGAAGGCAGUCUUGAAGGGGACGGAUCCCACCAUCCCGUUGGUAUUUGUCAGUGGGAACCAUGACCUGGGCAACACCCCCACCCCCAGGACAGUGGAGCAGUACUGCAGUGCAUGGGGGAAUGACUACUUCAGCUUCUGGGUGGGUGGUGUCCUCUGCCUGGUUCUGAACUCCCAGUUGUUCUAUGACGCCUCAGCCUGCCCUCAGCUCAAAGAGGCCCAGGAGACGUGGCUGGAGGAGCAGCUGAGCAGAGCCUCCUCCUCAAAGGAACCCAAACCCAAACACGUCCUGGUGUUCCAGCACAUUCCUCUGUACCUAAAGACCCCCGAUGAGGAGGAUGACUACUUCAACCUGCAGAAGACAGUCCGACAAAACCUGCUGGACAGGUUCAAGAAGGCAGGGGUGAAAGCGGUCUUCUCCGGCCAUUAUCACCGAAACGCAGGCGGUUGCCACGGCGGCCUGGACAUGGUCGUGAGCUCGGCCAUCGGCUGCCAGCUCGGCGAGGACACCCACGGCGUCAGAGUGGUGGUAGUGACCGCCGACGAUGUCAUCCACCGCUAUCACAGCUUAGAGCAGCUGAGAGCGGGAGGCAUGGACGAGGAUCUCAGGAAGCUCCUGCAGGCCUGAGUGCCAGAGCAGGGGAACAUCAGGGAAAAACUUGGCUUGUCAACAGUCACAAGCUCUGUUUGAUUUGUUAUUAACUGUUUUGAUUUCAUUUCAUUUUACAGUUUUGAGCCCCUCUUUCAACAAGGUUUUUAGAGAGUGACAUAUUGAUCGUCAUCAUCAUAAUUUUUGAAUAUAUAAUAUAUUAAAGAGUAGUAUAUUAAGUUGCACAUCAACACCGACCACACAUUAUAAAAUGAACAGAGUCUUUUGAUAUUUUUAUUUUCCCUCUCUGCUGAAUGUUUUCAUAGGACCACCUAUUGACGGAGUGGAUGUUAUUAUCUCUACCACAGUUGCCAUAAAAGCGGCACACAAAGAUCUUUGAAUGUUUUUUAAAACUUGCGACUCUUUCGUGGAGAAGCACAACUGUACGGCACAGAUCAAAAGGGGACUGAGCCUCGUUCUGUCUGUGCAGUUAAAUGUCAAAAGUUUAAGACAGUAUGUUGUGUUAAUGUCAGAUAAUCUCUGUGAAACUUCAAAUGUAUCCAGACUUUUAACGUUGAAGGAAGAUUCCACCUUAAACAUUGAAACCUCAUUCUAAACAGCUGCUUCAGCUGCUCUCUGUAUUUCAGCGUUUUGCUGUUUGGUGACACAGUUUUCUUGUUUCUGUAGGUAACCGUGGUAACUGUGCAAAGAGAAACUCAUACAAGAGGAAGAGAAAGGAGCUUCGGCUUGUUUUGCUAAAUUCACUUUAGAGGCUGUCAAACCGCAUCUUGGGAGAUGUAGACAAAUCACUAAGAUAAAUAACAUUUAUUUGAGACAACGUGUGGUUGAUGAUACAUUUCAGCCCUUUAUCCCAGAACAACACUGGGCUGCACUGAAUAUUUUCUAGUAUUAAAGGGUGGAAUCUUCCUUUAAUGAUGUGAAAAUGUUCAGCUGUCAUAUCGUCUACAGUGUUUUCUGUUGCUGACUUGUUGACUUGAUGACUUGUUGGCCAUCCUAUGCAAACUAUUCAUGUCUCCAUAUUGUGUGUGUUUUCAUGUGGUACAUCGUUUAACUAACCUGGAAAUGUGGGACUAGUUGACACUAUUCUUAAUCCAUAAUACUUAUAGCAAACUAAAAAUGAAUUGAGCCGUGGUUGAUGAAUUACUAAAACGGAUCCACUGUAAAGAAAUGAUUGUUGUAAUGUUUUGUAGAAGCAUUUUUAAUGAGAUAUUCUGUCUAUGGCAAAUACACUACCUUUCCUGUUACUCCUUCACAAUAAAAGCCUGUUGCACACUUUUAAUGUGAAACCACAGCAUUCAAAGUAGCAAUACAGCUCUGAUAGGAGUAUAGGAGAGUAACCGGUGACGCUCGAGUACAUGUAUGAUUGCUUAUGAAUCCCCUGUGCAUGUGGAGGGAAUCUGAAGCCAGAGCAGCAAUGGCGGACCCCACCACAGAAUGUACACACAGUGAAUGACUCUCGCUGAAAAGAUGGGACCUUAAAUAACAUCAAAACUUUGAUUUUAUGUCAUAAAAAAGCUCAAGGAUUACAACUUUAAUAUCUUUGAGCAGCAUUGCAGAGCUCAUUUGUGCCCAAGUCCAUUACUCUCGCGUUCCUCCAAUAGAGAUAAAUUGCUAACGGGCUCAUGUUGCAAUAUCCAUUUGGUUUCUUCUAGUUACUUGUUUAUGAACGCGUAGAUCAAACUGACUGCCUACCCCCUCACUGUGAUGUUUUUUUGAUGAAAAUAUUUUAUCAUUGGUUCGGAGUUUAAAUCAAAAUUUAUGAUGCAGCACUUUACAUUCAAAUCACACCUAAUCGGUUUAAUCUGUUCGGGAUCUGUGCUGCGAACUCGGCACAGUGCUGGAGUGCAUAAUAUGAAGAAGGUGUGAUGGUGCUGUUAAUGGAAAACUAAAGGAUUGGUGUCAGGCUGAUGAAACGUGGUGGUGGUGAUGGGAUUUGUUGGUGAUUAAUGGGAAGAGUGCAGUAUUUCCUGACUGUUUAGUCAUAGUUGAAUCAGCCUCGCAGUGUCACAGCCUACUAUCUGCAGGCUUAUUUGGGAGCUCACAGUCCUGAAAUUGUCUUUAAAAUGGACAUUACUGCAACAGAAUGACUUUCUCUGUGAGCUCUAAAUGACUCUACUAGAUUACACUUUUGCACACACACAGACUCUCACACUUGCCCUGACCGACUGGGAAUUUAAGAGAGUUGUCAUGGCAACCCUUUAGCAACACAUCUGUGUGUCUCUGCAAGUGUUGGAGAGAAAGUGUACGUACUGGUCUUUGUGUGUGUGUGUGUCUGUCCGUGGUCUGGUGGGUUCUGUAGGUGAUUUUCCGUCAGCGAUGCGAUCACUGACCUCAUUUCACACUGACGGAUUCUGUCCGGUUUCCAAAAAGUCAGCAUGUGAUGGAGGGAGGAGGGGGCGUCUGAGAGGAGUGGAUAAUGAGUGUAAUGUGUGAAAGACGACUCAGUCCAUCUCCUUCAUUUCCUGUUUGAGAAGGAACCUUAUGUCCUUAUCUAUUUUUAUAUCCUCAUGGUAGCCGAGCUCAAUCACAUUGUUCUUUAUCUUUUUUGUGUGUGUGAUUUGUUUUAGAGCACGUUUGCUCUA
Larimichthys crocea (large yellow croaker) is the source of this 3705-nucleotide messenger RNA. RefSeq names its product calcineurin-like phosphoesterase domain containing 1 (gene cpped1). The transcript has 6 exons. The record is from RefSeq and is a predicted model, not a curated record. The coding region runs from base 329 to 1141 and encodes 270 amino acids. Gene Ontology annotation, molecular function: hydrolase activity. NCBI's taxonomy places the organism in Eukaryota, Metazoa, Chordata, Actinopteri, Sciaenidae.